Molecule: messenger RNA, 1909 nt
Organism: Ixodes scapularis (black-legged tick)
Lineage: Eukaryota; Metazoa; Arthropoda; Arachnida; Ixodida; Ixodidae
Exons: 2
Coding region: 252-725 (157 amino acids)
Source: RefSeq, a predicted model, not a curated record
CCAAGCAGUUGGGGAAUAAAAUUAAAUAUAAAAACUAGACACUUGAUCAAAGCAAAUCAUGUUUUAGAUACCAGGAAGGUCUCGCUAAGAAUGUACCAUUAUUGCAGGCCGUUCAUGCCCGAGGUGCACCCCUCCCAAACUGCUGGGGUUUCGUGGAUGGGACGGCGAGGCCCAUCUGCCGCCCUUCCACCAACCAGCGGAUCUACUUUUCUGGACACAAGAGGCUGCACGCAUUGAAGUACCAGUCAAUAAUGUGUGCAAACGGCAUCAUUUGCCAACUUGAUGGUCCCUAUCCGGGACACAGGCAUGACGCUGGCAUUUUGCGCGAAAGUGGCCUCUACGGAAAGUUGGAAAAGCUUGUGCAGGGCCGCUCUUACACCAUCUACGGCGACCCAGCGUACCCAUUACGGCGGCUUCUGAUGAGGGCGUACGGAGGUGCCACCCUCACUCAACAGCAAGUGCUCUUCAACAGUGGCAUGAGUACUGUGCGACAAGCUGUUGAGUGGGGGUUCGGUAAAAUAGUAUCCGAGUUCGCAUUCCUGGACUUCAAGAAAAACCAGAAGCUGUACUUGCAGGAUGUGGGGAGAAUGUAUCGGGUGGGGGCAAUUUUUACUAACUGUCAUACAUGCCUGUACGGUAGCCAGACUGGUAUGUUCUUUGGCCUCCGUGCACCCAACUUGGGGCAAUACUUGAAACCCUCUGUACGGGACAGACACAACCUUUAAGAUAGUCUUGGUACAGUGCUCAGCAAACUUAUAUGAAACACUCAAACUGUGUCUUAUCUCGUAAGAUCAGUGCUCCAUUACAUAGCGCUCAAUAGAACAGCUUGAGCAGGGAAGGUACGCUUGCUCAAGGCCGAAAUUGUAGCUAGGCCAAGGAAAACAACAGUUUUGCUGGCAAUCUACACUUAUCACCACCCUUUCGUAUUAAGGUGCUUAGGUGACUGCCUAAACCGUCGGUGAUUAGAUGACUCAAUCAGUGGGCGUUUCAUGUUUUUACUGAAUGAGCCCUUCAAUAACUGACGAUUUCAGCAGUCACCUUUGGCCGCCACCUGCAUCAAGCAGAAUUGCCAUGUUGUCCCCGGCCCAGCCACCACUUCGACUUUGAGCGAGCAACCUCCCCUGGUUGGGCCAUUCUACUGAGCACUACUUUUGGGGAUUCUACGUGCCAAACCGACAAAGUGUAUCUGGCGUGGCCCAGUGCAGGACUGAGGAUUAAUUUCAUCCAUCUGGAGAUGUUCCGACGUACAAGAGAAAGUUCAAUAUCAUGGCACCUUCUUUGCAAUAAGCCUCCGUCAAACUGCGGGCAGCUCUACAAACAUUCAAACCAACUGGGUAUCCGUAGGCUGGUGCUUUGCCUCCAUGAAACCUUGGCAGUUAGCAUUCUUAUAAGAUAAGACACAGUUUGCAUGUCUCGUAUAGGCUUGGUGGGUCCUGUAAAUUUUCCUAAACGUGGUCUUUCUAGUCUUUUUUAAGUGUUGCACAUUAAGUGCUAUUUCAUGCAGAACUUCUUUAGCUGCUGUCAAGAUAUUGUACAGUUCGCAUGUUCUACAUAAUUUUGGUGACACUGUUUAUUUAUACCAUAAAGUGGCCUUUCUAGUCAUUUUCUGAUUGCCGAGUUAAAAGACGCUGUUAUUUUCUUUUGAACAAGUUUUCUUUGGCUAUAGUAAUCUUUAUUGGAGCUUCCAUUUCUACAUUUGUACUUGCAAGAUGUGUGGAAGAAUAUAAAAAUAUUUAUGUUAUGGUAAUUAAACAAAUAAAAGUGAAAACUCAAAGCCUGCUGUCUAUUUGAACUUAUUAGCAAUCAUUGAUUGCACGAGCUCCAGCAUGGCUUGCUGCUGUGUGAGAAAAAAGUGUCUUUCCUGUGCACGAUCCCUUUCUCUUUCUGCCCUUUCUUGAGCUCUCUCCUC